UUGACUGGUAUCGAAUUCCAGACGUUUAACAAUCUUGGCUGUGGAAGUCGAUUAAGUCGUGGCGUUUCUGUUGAUGAGACGAACCGACUCGCUCCCGCUCCCGAUCAGGAUCGAGAUACCAGCUACAAAAUGCGAAACAGCGCGUCAACAGGAUUACGGAUUUCCCCGGCGGUGACGACGACUAAAAUUGCCGCCAGGGUUAAUGCUACACCGGAUGACAACGACGACGAGAAAGAGCAACGGCGACAACGACGCCUUAGAAGGCGAAGCGUUGAGAGUCACGUGCCGGUUGCAAUUCCUUGCGGUGCCACUCCACAAGAAGUGCAACAGCCGCCACCACCGCCACCACUGCAGUCUCCUGCACGAUAUGGCAUCGUGCAACGAUCAGUCGUUCACGCUCCUGUAGAGAGUAUGGUGAAGAUGCGCGACAACGGUGAAGAUGAGGAGUUCCGCAUCCCUCUUGAAGACAAUAACAAACCGAUUCUCUUCUACAACCAGGGGAGCUUUCGUUGCGGAAAAGGAAUGGCUGUUUGCCUCUGA
This is a messenger RNA of Cooperia oncophora, 540 nucleotides long. Lineage: Eukaryota; Metazoa; Nematoda; Chromadorea; Rhabditida; Trichostrongylidae. The record is from the annotation of a GenBank genome assembly.